AUGAAGAAAGGUAGCGUUCGACUCUAUCCCAUGGCUAUAUUCUGGUCUGUGGGUAUGUCCACCGCAGUCAUCAUGGAAGGAUACGCAGUCAUGCUGCUAUCCAGCUUCUAUGCUCUUCCACAAUUCAAUCGCAAAUACGGUCAACAACAACCAGAUGGAACCUUUGUGGUCCCAGCAUCAUGGAAAUCUGGCCUUUCCAACGGUACUCUGUGUGGAGAGAUCCUCGGGCUCUUUCUCACUGGUAUCUUCCAAGAUCGAUAUGGCUAUCGCAAGACUAUUUGUGCUGCGCUGUUGAUGGUUACUGGCUUUAUAUUCAUACUCUUCGUUGCGAAUGGCGUCGAAAUGCUGCUCGUAGGAGAGAUACUGUGCGGUAUUCCCUGGGGAGCUUUCCAGACCAUUACUACCGCUUACGCCUCCGAGAUCUGUCCUGUCGCCCUUCGAGCAUAUCUGACCACGUACGUCAACCUCUGCUGGGUUAUUGGCCAACUUGUAGUUUCUGGUGUGUUGAAAGGUGUGCUCGAUCGUCAAGAUCAAUGGGCUUACCGAAUUCCAUUUGCUGUCCAAUGGAUUUGGCCAAUUCCUCUGUUGGUCAUAUGCAUCUUGGCCCCAGAGUCUCCUUGGUGGUAUGUUCGACACGGCCAACUGGAUCGAGCAAAAAAGAGCUUGGAGCGCCUGAUGAGUCAAUCCAACGACAUGGCGGACCACACGGUUGCAAUGAUGCAACACACCGACCAGCUCGAGAAAGAGGCGUCAUCCGGUACAUCAUACUUGGAAUGCUUCAGACCUUCAAAUAUCCGACGCACGGAGAUUGUGUGCUUCGUAUGGCUGAUCCAAAUCAUUUGUGGAUCGCAGCUGAUGGGCUAUUCGACUGUGUUCUACGUCGCCGCCGGUCUGAACGAGAGAAACUCAUUCACCAUGUCCCUGAUUCAGUACUCAAUCGGGGCCAUCGGUACUAUACUCUCAUGGUUCUUGAUGUCUCGAGUAGGGCGACGGACGAUAUACUUGUAUGGCUUGGCAAUUCUCUUUGCUCUUCUCAUGGUCAUUGGAUUCGUGUCCUUGGCGCCUCGCAGCGACAAUGUAAACUGGACUAUCGCAGCGAUAUUGUCAGUGUUCACCUUCAUCUACGAUCUGACUGUUGGCCCGGUCUGUUAUUCGCUUGUGGCCGAGUUGUCAUCGACGCGGCUCCGCGCCAAAUCUGUGGUUCUGGCUCGGAACUUGUACAAUAUUGGCGGCAUCGUGGUCAAUGUCCUGAUCAACUACCAAUUGACUUCGACAGCAUGGGAUUGGGGAGCCAGGUCUGCAUUCUUUUGGGGCGGCUCCUGCCUCUGUUGCGCGAUUUGGACAUUCUUCCGUCUACCAGAGCCGAGUGGAAGAACAUACGCUGAGUUGGAUAUCCUCUUCGCAAACAACGUCCCUGCUCGCAAAUUUGCCACUACCCAAGUCGACGUGGUUCGGGGAACCAUAGUAGCGUAA
Messenger RNA from Aureobasidium pullulans EXF-150, 1473 nucleotides. RefSeq names its product sugar porter family MFS transporter. Gene Ontology annotation, biological process: transmembrane transport; carbohydrate transport. Bases 1 to 1473 code for a protein of 490 amino acids. NCBI's taxonomy places the organism in Eukaryota, Fungi, Ascomycota, Dothideomycetes, Dothideales, Saccotheciaceae. The record is from RefSeq and is a predicted model, not a curated record. The transcript has a single exon. Gene Ontology annotation, molecular function: carbohydrate:proton symporter activity. Gene Ontology annotation, cellular component: membrane.